UCGAACAAACCGACCAACUUCUGUGUUUAGAGAAGCUGUGAGUGACCUGAGUUUGAUAGCAGAGCAAUAAAGACACGAGAGACACAGAACAAAAUACACAAUAACACACACAGAGAGAGAGAGAGAGGCUGAGCAACACACCAAAAAAGGGCUGGAGAAACACACGGACACAGAGAAGCACACAGACGGACUGGGAUUCAGGAAUCAUGGAGCAGGGCUGUGGAUGAGCCGGAUCUCCGCCAUGUCCACGGGCCCCGGGCCCACAGGGGCCGCUCAUGUGAUCGAGCCGGACCACAGCGCGGCAGGUCAUGUCAAGGGCUCCGUCAGCCUGCAGACGCUGCUGGACCUGCUGGUGGGAGUUUAUCAGGAGUUCAGCUCGCCUGCUCUGCUCAGAGAGAAACACGUGCAGCGCUUCCUGCAGUGGGCGGAGCCUCUGGUCAGACAGGUGAAGAAGACCCGGAUAAGCAGGGAUGACUUUGACAUCUUGAAGGUGAUCGGCCGAGGAACCUUCAGCGAGGUGGCUCUGGCCCGCAUGCGUAACACACAGCAGGUUUACGCGCUGAAGAUCAUGAACAAGUGGAACAUACUGAAGCGUGGCGAGACGGCGUGUUAUCAGGAGGAGCAGGAGGUUCUGCUGAAAGGAGACCGGCGCUGGAUCACUGAACUACAUUACGCUUUCCAGGACGACAAUCACCUCUAUCUGGUCAUGGAUUACUAUGUCGGUGGAGAUCUACUGACGUUGCUGAGUAAGUUUGGUGAUCGUAUCCCGGAGGACAUGGCUCAGUUCUACCUGGCUGAGAUGGUGAUGGCCAUCGAUUCAGUCCACAGACUCGGUUAUGUGCACAGAGACAUUAAGCCUGACAACAUUCUCCUGACGGCGGAUGGUCAUGUACGAUUGGGUGAUUUUGGCUCCUGUCUGCGUCUGGAGGAUGACGGACUGAUCCACUCGUCGUUGGCCGUCGGGACUCCAGACUAUCUGUCUCCAGAGAUCCUGCGGGCGGUGGAGGGCGGCGGAGGCUACGGCUCUGAGUGUGAUUGGUGGGCUCUGGGCAUCUGUGCGUACGAGAUGCUGCUGGGAACCACACCCUUCUACGCCGAGUCCAUCUCUGAGACCUACGCUAAAAUAAUACACUUCAAGGUAAAGGAGCUGUGCUUGAGGAUGCAGGGCUGGACGGUAAACGAUAUCAUAUCGCGAUAA
Messenger RNA from Sinocyclocheilus grahami, 1198 nucleotides. Its product is annotated as myotonin-protein kinase-like. Gene Ontology annotation, cellular component: cytoplasm; cytoskeleton. Gene Ontology annotation, biological process: actomyosin structure organization; peptidyl-threonine phosphorylation. Gene Ontology annotation, molecular function: protein serine/threonine kinase activity; ATP binding. Bases 224 to 1198 code for a protein of 324 amino acids. The record is from RefSeq and is a predicted model, not a curated record. The transcript is spliced from 7 exons. Lineage: Eukaryota; Metazoa; Chordata; Actinopteri; Cypriniformes; Cyprinidae.